AUGAAGGACAUUUACAAAGAAGAAGAGCUCACCAUACCUGAAGGGGUGACGGUGUCCAUUAAAUCUCGCAACAUAAAAGUCACCGGACCACGUGGUACCUUAACAAAAAAUCUUCGUCAUAUCGAUUUGGAGAUAAGAAAAACCAAUAAUCGAAUUAAACUUAUCGUGUGGCACGGUUCUCGUAAGCAUGUUGCUUGUUUGCGUACUGUCAAAUCUCAUAUUGAAAACAUGAUUAAGGGAGUUACCAAGGGUUUCGAAUAUAAGAUGAGAUAUGUUUAUGCUCAUUUUCCAAUCAAUGUUCACAUCGAGGAUGGAAAAAGUGUAGAAAUUCGUAAUUUUUUGGGUGAAAAGGUUAUAAGACGGGUUAAAAUGUUAGAUGGGGUUGAAAUCAAAGUUUCCACUCAGAAAGAUGAAAUAAUUUUAACUGGAAAUGAUUUGGAAAUGGUUUCUCAAUCAGACAUUCAACAGUCAACUACCGUCAAAAACAAGGAUAUUCGUAAGUUCUUGGACGGUAUUUAUGUUAGCGAGCGUGGUGUACUAGACAAAA
This is a messenger RNA of Acaulospora colombiana, 547 nucleotides long. The record is from the annotation of a GenBank genome assembly. Lineage: Eukaryota; Fungi; Glomeromycota; Glomeromycetes; Diversisporales; Acaulosporaceae.